Insectozyma verbasci is the source of this 2097-nucleotide messenger RNA. NCBI's taxonomy places the organism in Eukaryota, Fungi, Ascomycota, Pichiomycetes, Serinales, Debaryomycetaceae. The record is from the annotation of a GenBank genome assembly.
AUGUCUGAUAAAUCUAUAACAACUGAUAAUAACAUUGAUAAUUCUAAUAAAACAGAAUUAAAUCAUAUUAAAGAUAUUUCAAAUCAUGAUACAGAAAUAGAUUAUAAUGAUAAAAAGGAUGGUGUUUAUAAAAGUAAUGAUAAUAUUAAUCAAAAAGAUACUAGUCAUGAUGAACCAAUUAAAAUGAAAAAAAAUGAUAAACUUAAAAAAUCAGUUGGUUUUGCUCCUCCACCUGAAGAAGAUUUAAAAGAUCAUCAUAAACAGUUGAAAUUAAAACAAGAAGUUAAAGCAAAAGCUUCUCCUUUUCAUAAAAUUCCACCUGAAUUGGCAUAUUUAGAAAAAAAACAUUAUACAACUUAUCCUAAACCACUAGUUGAAGAUAAAUUUCAAAAACCAAAUAGUAGAUUUAGAUUACAAGAUUUACCAGAUUUAACAAAAUUGAAAUUUUUUGAUAUUAAAAAUAUUAGUGUUCAAAAUAAAGAAACUGAAUUACAAUUUCAUUAUAAAACUUUAAAUUUACCACCUGUAUCAAAUAGUGUAAUUGUUGAUAUUAAAUAUUCAUCAUUAAAUUCUUAUGAUAUUUAUAAAAUUAAUCAAUAUUUAUUAAAUUUAAGUAAUGUUGAAGUAGGUUUGGGUUUUGAAUUUGCUGGUGUGAUUACUAAUGUUGGUAAGUCCAUAAAAGACUUUGAAAUCGGUGAUAUAGUCUUUGGAUUAAUUGAUCCAAACUCAAAAAGAGGUUCUUUAUCAACUUCACAGAUUAUAUAUCCAAAUAGAGAUGUAUUGAUUAAAGUUGAUGAAAAUACAAUGAAUGAUUUGGAAAAGAUAAAUAUUAAAUUAGGAAGCGAAUUUGAGAGAACUAAAAACUUUAAAGUAGAAGAAGAAGAUGAACAAGAACAAGAACAAGAACAAGAACAAGAACAAGAACAAGAAGAACAAGAAGAACAAGAAGAACAAGAAGAACAAGAAGAACAAGAAGAACAAGAAGAACAAGAAGAACAAGAAGAACAAGAAGAACAAGAACAAGAACAAGAAGGACAAGAACAAGAACAAGAACAAGAAGAGGGACAAGGACAAGAACAAGAAGUAAAUGAUGAAACUGCGUCGAUUGAUAACAAUCAAAUUGAAUUACCUGCAUUAGCCAAAUUAUCAUCAAUUUCACUAUUAUACAAUCAUGCAAAACAAUUUUUGAAAUAUUUCAAACCAUUAACUAAUCAAAAAAGAUAUAAUGUGGUUAUAAAUGGUGGUGACACAAACAUCGGAUUAACUUUAGUACAAUUAAUGCUUAAUGAAGAGCCAUCGAUUGAACAUUUAAAUAUAAUAUUAAUAAUAAAAGAAAGUAAUAUGAAAAUUAUGGGGGAAUUAACCGAUUCAAUUGUUAGAAAAUUCUAUAAUCCAUCAAUUAAAAAAACUAUACACUUAUUGUCCUAUGAUUCAUUUAAUGAUGGUUUAUAUUUUGCUGGUGAAAAAAUUCCAAUGAGUUAUAAAAAACCAGAUUUCUUUGCAACUGAAUUCUUCAAUAUCUUGCUAACUCCAACAGAAGAAAUUAAUCGCAUAACAACAACCACGAUAGAUGAUUAUAAAGUUGAUAUAUUAAUUGAUCUUAUCGGUUGUAAAAAAUAUUUUCAACAUAAUAUAACAAAAUUGGAUCAAAUGAAUACUUUAAACUUACCAUUUCACAAAUAUACCCUGGAAUCAUUGAGUAAAUUGUUUGGAUCAAAUUCAGAUACUUUAUUAAAUAAAAUACUAAAACCCAAGAAAUUUGGUUCCUAUGUUGUUUCAGGUUGUAAUUUUUAUCUUAACGAGCCAAGUUAUGAUAUUGAUAAAUUAAUCGAUUUCGCUAAAGAAAGUUAUAUAAAUCCAUGGACUUCAAAAUGGUCAAGUAAUCUACUUAAUAAUUGGACACAAUAUAAUUUUGCUGAUGAAAAAUAUUUAAUAAUAAACAAAAAAUGGUGUUUAGAAGCAUUAACUUUAGUUUUAAAAGAUAAACUAAAAUUCAAAAUUGAUUACUUUGAUGAUUGGAGGAAUGACUAUAAACAACAGAUUAAGAAAUUAAGACAUCAAGAUGGUAAAAUGAUUUAUAAAAUAGAAGAAUUUUAA